Messenger RNA from Mycosarcoma maydis (corn smut), 1890 nucleotides. Its product is annotated as putative anabolic serine and threonine dehydratase precursor. The record is from RefSeq and is a predicted model, not a curated record. Gene Ontology annotation, molecular function: threonine deaminase activity; pyridoxal phosphate binding. Gene Ontology annotation, biological process: L-threonine catabolic process. Bases 1 to 1890 code for a protein of 629 amino acids. NCBI's taxonomy places the organism in Eukaryota, Fungi, Basidiomycota, Ustilaginomycetes, Ustilaginales. The transcript has a single exon.
AUGGCGGACACCGCUUCGACGUCGUCGUCUUCGGCGGCGUACCUUUCGGGACCCUUCCCCUCGGCUCGAGCACUGACCGAGAACGAUGUCACACCGUCAGUGCCACCCACUCGGUCAGAGGAGAAAUCUGCGCCUACGCAUCUCUACACGGAUCUGCCGCCUCAUCUGAUGCAGGCAGACAACACACCCGACUAUCUGCGGCUCAUCCUCAAUGCGGACGUCUACGAUCUAGUAAAGCAGACACCGCUACAGGCGGGAGUCAACCUGUCGUCCAAGUUGGGCUGUCAAGUGCUUCUCAAGCGCGAAGAUUUGCAGCCCGUGUUCAGCUUCAAGCUGCGUGGUGCGUUCAACAUGAUGCAGCAGCUCGAUUCGGAGCAAAAGUGGAAGGGGGUGAUCGCUUGUUCGGCUGGCAACCACGCGCAGGGUGUAGCUAUGGCGGGUGCGCAUCUCAAGAUCCCGUGUACGAUUGUGAUGCCCAAGGGUACACCGGAGAUCAAGACGGCGAAUGUCAAGAGGCUGGGUGCCAAAGUGGUGCUGUUCGGACAGGAUUUCGAUGAGGCCAAGGCAGAGUGUACGCGGCUGUCCAAGGCGUAUGGGUUGACGAUUAUCCCGCCGUUUGAUCAUCCUCGCGUGAUCGCAGGUCAGGGUACGAUCGCUGUCGAGAUCUGCCGUCAGACAGACAUGUCGCAAGUCGACGCUAUCUUCUGCUGCGUAGGUGGCGGAGGCUUGCUGGCCGGUGUGGCGGCUUACAUUAAACGCAUCGCUCCGCCGCAUGUCAAGGUGAUCGGUGUCGAGACGUUCGAUGCGGAUGCACUGGCUCAGUCGCUCGAAGCUGGACAUCGCGUUCUAUUGAAUGAAGUCGGGCUUUUCGCCGACGGUACCGCGGUGCGCAUCGUGGGCGAGGAAUGUUUCCGCAUCUGCCGCGAUACCGUCGACGGCGUGGUGCGUGUAACGAACGACGAAAUCUGCGCCGCUAUCAAGGACACGUUUGAAGACACACGCUCUAUCCCGGAACCGUCAGGUGCUCUCGCCGUCGCCGGUAUGAAGCGCUACAUUGCCGCGCACAAUCUGCAAGGCUCGGGCAAGAAAUUCGUCGCGCUCGUCUCGGGCGCCAACAUGAACUUUGGGCGCUUGCGCUUCGUUGCAGAACGUGCCGAGCUAGGCGAAAACAAAGAAGCGCUCUUGAGCGUCGAGAUCGCGGAAGAACCGGGCGCGUUCUUGAAGCUGCACAACCAUAUCAACCCGAGGAUGGUGACCGAAUUCAGUUAUCGAUACGGCGAUAGCAGCAAGGCACAGAUCUUACUGUCAUUCAUGCUGAACGGCACCAACGCGCGUGCUGCUAGCGCGAGCAGCGAAUCGCAAUCGCAUGCGAGCGGCGCCGUACCUGUACCUGAAGUGGUGACGAAUACGGCCUCGACUGGUGAUGCGUCGAUCUCGUCGUCAAGCGCAUCGAUCGAUACAGAUGUGAACCAGCUCGCUCAGUCGGUGGCGCCAUCGACACUGUCGACGUCGAGCGAACUCGCGUCGAUCCUUGCCGCUCUCACUGCGGACGGCAUGACACCGAUCGACCUGUCAGGCGACGAAGUGUCCAAGUCGCACCUCCGCUACCUCGUCGGCGGCAAGACGAGCGUCGCCAACGAACGCAUUUUCCGCUUCGAGUUUCCGGAACGUCCCGGUGCGCUGCGCAAGUUCUUGGUCGGAAUGCAGAGCGGCUGGAACAUCAGCUUGUUCCAUUACCGAAACCACGGUGCUGACAUGGGCAAGAUCUUGCUAGGCAUCCAAGCGCCGAAACAAGAUGAGAUCAAGUUUGAAACCUUCCUCAAGGAGCUCGGAUACCAGUAUCAUGAAGAGACCAACAACCCUGUGCUGAGGAGAUAUCUCGCACAAUAA